This is a messenger RNA of Diaporthe amygdali, 660 nucleotides long. RefSeq lists its product as uncharacterized. Lineage: Eukaryota; Fungi; Ascomycota; Sordariomycetes; Diaporthales; Diaporthaceae. Bases 1 to 660 code for a protein of 219 amino acids. The record is from RefSeq and is a predicted model, not a curated record. The transcript has a single exon.
AUGAACGCCGAACUUCUCACAGACACGCUGGGGAGCAUCGCCAGUGCUCCUCACAUACUCCCAGCCCUCCGCGCUGUGGUAGCGUUAGUGCUCCUCUUCCUAUCAGGUAAGCCUCCACCGGCGCCUCUGCCACUGCCCUUCCCUGAGCGAUACUUUAUUGACCAAGCUGCAGGCAUCUCCUUCAGCCUGAGCUUCUGGUCCAUUCCCAUGCUCAGGCGCUGCUCGCCAUCCCCUACGCAGGUCUCCCAAUUUAGUGUGAUCAUCGAGCAGGGCAACGCGAUCAUGCUCCCGGCGAGCCAGCUCCUCAGCGUCUCGCUGCUGUCCUUGACGCUCCUGACCGCAUCUCAUCCUGACCCAGACAUCGCCGGGCUGUGGAGGUGGCACGUCGUUUCUGUGUUGGUGCUCGUGUUUAUGGGUAGGUGGGAGAAAUACGCAAUCUUCCCCACGAACGAUCGGAUCCUAGCUUUUGAGCAUGAUGUUGGGAUCGGUGAGGGGAAGGUGAAGGUGACAGGUACGGGCAUUAGGGAAUUCACUUUGGAGGAGAAGAAAGAGCUGAAGGGCCUGUUGGAUGUCUGGGCUGCUAGACAUCCUUGGAGGAUUGUUGUGACUAUGGUGUGCGGUUUGAUUACUUUUGGUGUGACUGUUUCGCAAACCGGUUGA